UUUCCCAAAAUGCCCUCGUUGCCUUCCCCCUCGCAGACCCAGAUCCCCAAAACUCCCCGUCCACCAGAACCCUGGCCCAAACCAAAGCCCGGACCGCUCGGCCCUCCAUCCAAAUCUAGGGUUUCGAUUCCCCUCCACAGGAUGUCCGAUCCGACCGCCGCCGGCACCAUGGUGCCCGCCGGAGACGGCGGCUCGUGGGCGAACGGCGGCCCCCGCUUCGGCGACAUGGUCUGGGGCAAGGUGAAGUCCCACCCGUGGUGGCCGGGCCACAUCUACAGCAUCACUCUCACCGACGAGGAGGAGAUUCACCGCGGCCACAGCGAUGGACUCAUCCUCGUCGCCUUCUUCGGCGACUCGAGCUACGGCUGGUUCGAUCCCCACGAGCUCGUCCCCUUCGAGGACCACUUCGCCGAGAAGGCCGCGCAGGGCGGCAGCACCCGCAGCAGCUUCGCCGCCGCCGUCGCUGAGGCCGUUGACGAGGUCGCCCGCCGCGGCGCGCUCGCACUGCUCUGCCCGUGCCGGAAUCCCGACGCCUUCCGCCCCCACCCCUCCGACGCCAGGUUCCUCCUGGUGGACGUGCCCGGGUUCGACUCCGACGCCGACUACCACCCCGACCAGAUCUCGUCCGUGCGGGAGCGUUUCGUCCCGCGGAAGGCGCUGGACUACCUGCUGGAGGCCGCCGUGACGCAGAGGGACGCCGCGGAGGCGGCUGCGCGUACCGUGCUGGGGAUCGAGAUGGCCGGGUUGUUCGCGGCCUGCCGCCGCGCAAGAUUUGCUGAGCGCGACACCACCUACGCCGAGGCGUUCGGGGUGGAUCCCGAGAAGGCGCUCGCUGCCGAGAAGAAAGCCGCGGCUGAGCGAGCUCAACGAGCUCGGCCGCUCCAGGGCGACAGGAAGACGCCCGAGCAGGUCAUGGCCGGCCGCCGGAGGGGCGGCCCCGGCGGGGCGGCGGCGAGGCUCAUGGAGAAGAUCAUGCCCGGGGCCUCCGCCAUGAAGGCCAAGGUCAGCAAGAAGGACCAAUACCUGCUCAAGCGCCGGGACCCGCCGGAGCCUUCCCACCGGCCGGCGCCGCUCCCGGACGCGCCGCCCGCGCUGGACGACGGCCCGCCUAGCUUCGGGGGCGGGGACCCGCCGACGCCGCCGCUGCCCGGGAGCGCCGGCGUCCACGAGGAGGAGUUCAUGCUGCAGAGGCGCGCGCCGCUGGUCGAGAUUCCUCCCGCCGCCCACCCGAGCGAGGGUGCCGCCGCCGCGGUCGGCACGGACGCUGCGCCCAAGAAGGCGACCAAACCCAAGAAGCCCCGCAAGCGCGAGCGGGAGGAAGCUGCCGACGCCGGCCCCGCAGCCCACCCGAGCGAGGGUGCCGCCGCCGCGGUCGGCACGGACGCCGCUCCCAAGAAGGUGACCAAGCCCAAGAAGCCCCGCAAGAGCGAGCGGGAGGAAGCUGCCGACGCCGGCCCCGCCGCCGCCGGGGCGGUCGGCGAACCCAAGAAGAAGAAGAAAAAGAAGAAGCUUUCCAACCUCGACGGCGGCGCGGUCCCAACAGCUACCGCAGCCGCCGCUGGAAGCGGCAAGCCCGCCGCUUCCCCGCCCCCCAAGUUGGUGGUGGAUCUCAACGAACUUAACCUGAAGCAGGUAAUAUCGGACCUUCGGAAUCUCCCGCUCGUCUCCUUCCAUGGCGCCGACCGUCGCAUCUCUGACACCGCUCGCUCAUUCGUCCUCGCGUUCCGCUCAAAAUACUACAAGAAGAGCUACGAGAACGACCCACCUGAGGAGUCUAAGAUGAGUUUGGACAAGCCCAGCGCCGCCGCGGACGGCCAGCCGCCCAAGAAGAAGAAGCCGGCCGCGAGGCCCGGCGCUGUCGGCGACCCUACCAAAGCCGGCGUGAAGCGCGGGCCGUCGGACCGGCAGGAGGAGCUGGCCGUCAAGAAGAAAGCCAAGCUCGACAAGAUUAAGACACUGUCCAACGAGAAGAAAGCCGGCGGUCUGGAUCUGAAAGACGCCCCCGCAGCCUCGCCGGCUGCACAGCAGCAGCGGCCUGCAGCGAAGGAGAAGGUUGAGACGGCUGCCAAGAAGAAGGAGCCGGCGCCGGCGCCCAGGAUCAAGACGCCAUCGCCAACGACUCUGAUGAUGAAGUUCCCGGUGCAGAGCACGCUGCCGUCGGUGGCCUCGCUGAAGGCACGGUUCGCGCGAUUCGGGCCGCUCGACGUCGACGGCAUCCGCGUGUACUGGAAGUCCCACAUGUGCCGGGUCGUCUACAGGUUCAGGUCCGACGCUGAGGCCGCGCUCAAGUACGCCAGGAGAAACGCCAUGUUCGGCCAGGUGGACCCCCACUACCAACUCCGUGAGGCCGAGUCGUCCAGCGGCGAGCCGCCGGCGCCUGAUGCUCCUCCGCGGCGCUCUGACUUGCGGCUCAUGGAGACUGCUCCGUUCAGGCCUGGCAGCUCCGGCAACGGCGCUCCACUGCCGAUGUCCAGGGCUGUGCCGACACGUGUGGCCGUGGGACAGCAGCCCAAAUCAAUCCUUAAGAAGAGCAGUGACGAAGGUGCGGCUGGCACGAUGAGGGAGGUCCCUCGCGUGAAGUUUAUGCUGGACGGAGGGGACAGCAAGCUCGAGCCACCUGCACUGCUCACGAGUGGCGGCGGAGGCAAUGGAACAGACAACGCCACACCGGUGGGCAAGAGUGCCAAGUCCGUCGGCUUCACAACGCAGCUGCCUGCACGCGCGCUGCAGCCACCCAUGCGCCCCACGCAACAGCAGCUGCAGCCUCGUGUGUCGGUCACUCAGCCACUCCCGCCGCCGCCGCCGCCAUACCAGCCUCGCAUCAGCGACGGCCAGCUCUCUUUCCCUGGGCAACCGCAACAACCGCCUUACCCACCUCGCCACACUGAUGGGCUGCCACCUUUCUCCAGCCAGCCGUCGCAGCCACCACCGCGUCACAGCGACAGCCCGCUCCAACUCCCUGGACAGCCACCGCUGCCAUACCAGCCUCGUUCCACUGGCUUCACCGGACAUCAGCAGCAGCAGCCGUACCCGCCUCGCUCCAGGGACAGCUCGCCCUUCCUCCCCGGACAGCCACAGCAGCAGCUCCCACCCCGCCCCAGCUUCGCCGACGACGUCCCGGCAUGGAAGAGGAGCGAGAAGGAGUUCAAGGAGGAGCUGAUGAGGGUCAUGACAGGGAUCGCCAAGAUGGUGGAGCCACUGACCGACAAGAACGGGUUCUUCCCCUACCACCUCUUCCGACGAGCGUGAGCAUGCAGCUGCCACCAGCCAUGUCGUCCUACCUGGCUUGCAGAGCCGAGGUCGCAGCAGCUUCAGGGAACAGCUGCGUUGUAUCUGUUGGGCCCCAGUGCCAGUUGCAGUAGCGGUAAUGCUAGUAGCAACAGUGAGGACUUCGCUGGAGAGAGAACAGGGUGUGCUUCUCCUGUGGUAUUGUAUGACUGGUUUUGUACUCUGGUUUCUGCGAGAGCGCGUAUGCACCCCAUCUUAGACCUGAA
This is a messenger RNA of Phragmites australis (common reed), 3494 nucleotides long. Its product is annotated as PWWP domain-containing protein 1-like. Bases 10 to 3249 code for a protein of 1079 amino acids. The transcript is spliced from 2 exons. The record is from RefSeq and is a predicted model, not a curated record. NCBI's taxonomy places the organism in Eukaryota, Viridiplantae, Streptophyta, Magnoliopsida, Poales, Poaceae.